ACUGAGAAUGGGUCUGUGCAGCUUAAAGGGCGUGCUGUCCCUUUAAGAGGGAGAGACGGUGGGACCAGAGGAAAGGAGGUGUCGAGUUCCUGCUGUUUCCGGCAGCACCUGCCCUGCGUAGCAGUCUCCGGCGUCGCUUUUGCAACCAGCAGAGUUCACUUCCAAAAAUCUCAUCAGGAUAUUGGCGCAUGAAUGGCAGCUGUGAAUGACCUAACGUUCCAAGAAUUUGAUGAUGCAGCCAACUUGUUGGCAGCAAAUCCAGAUGCUGUCACAAUAAGCAUUGAUGAACCUAAUGAGCCAAAGAAGAAGCAUGGGCAGCGGCAAAAUUCUGGGAGAGAGGAGGAUGAUGAACUGUUGGGAACAGAUGACUCUGACAAAACUGAGUUGCUUGCUGGGCAGAAGAAAAGUGCCCCAUUCUGGACAUUUGAGUAUUACCAAACAUUUUUUGAUGUGGAUACAUACCAGGUUCUGGACAGAAUCAAGGGUUCAGUCUUUCCAGUACCAGGGAAAAACUUUGUAAGAUUGUACAUCCGUAGUAAUCCUGAUCUUUAUGGUCCCUUUUGGAUAUGUGCCACAUUAGUUUUUGCUAUUGCUAUCAGUGGCAAUCUUUCAAAAUUCUUCAUUCAUCUGGGUGAGCGUCCAUACCAUUAUGUGCCUGAUUUCCGAAAAGUGUCCAUAGCUGCAACAGCCGUCUAUGCUUAUGCUUGGCUGGUCCCUCUAGCUCUGUGGGGAUUCCUUAUGUGGAGAAACAACAAAGUUAUGAACAUUGUCUCCUACUCCUUUCUUGAGAUUGUGUGUGUUUAUGGCUAUUCGCUCUUCAUUUAUAUUCCAACAGUGAUUUUGUGGAUAAUUCCACAAGAAGCUCUCCGAUGGGUUUUGGUGGUAUUUGCUCUGUGUCUUUCAGGAUCUGUCUUAGUGAUGACAUUUUGGCCUGCUGUUAGAGAUGACAACCAAAGGAUUGCAAUAGCUACAAUUGUGACAGUUGUACUUCUCCAUGCCUUGCUUGCUGUCGGUUGCUUGGCAUAUUUCUUUGAUGCUCCUGAACUGGAUGUACCUCCACAUAAUAAAACAACAAAGGCUUAGUAACCAAGGUAUACCUGUUUCUUCAUUUGUGCAAUAUUACUUUAUUGGGGCUCUCUACUGAAAGGAGAAAAGCCAAACAUUCUGAAAGAAAUAUCAGUGAAACAGUCUGAUUCAAACACCACCUAAUAUCUGAAUGACUGGCUAGUAAGACUGACAAACUCUGCCCUGUUGAAGCAAAAGGUGAAAGAGGUUUCCAUUCAGUGAAGUCAGUUUCACCUGUAGAUUUUAAUGCUCCUUAUUUUUAUGAUUUUUUUAGUCUUUUGCAUAACUUACAUAAUUUCACUAUCGUCAUUAAAUAAAAUUGAUUAGCAAUA
Molecule: messenger RNA, 1397 nt
Organism: Hemicordylus capensis (graceful crag lizard)
Lineage: Eukaryota; Metazoa; Chordata; Lepidosauria; Squamata; Cordylidae
Gene: YIPF1
Product: Yip1 domain family member 1
Exons: 10
Coding region: 193-1083 (296 amino acids)
Biological process (GO): vesicle-mediated transport
Cellular component (GO): membrane; Golgi apparatus
Molecular function (GO): small GTPase binding
Source: RefSeq, a predicted model, not a curated record